Messenger RNA from Microtus ochrogaster (prairie vole), 5763 nucleotides. It is a transcript of the gene Fem1a, whose product is annotated as fem-1 homolog A. Gene Ontology annotation, molecular function: protein binding. The record is from RefSeq and is a predicted model, not a curated record. Lineage: Eukaryota; Metazoa; Chordata; Mammalia; Rodentia; Cricetidae.
UAAUCUUGAUUGGCCAGCAGGUGUCGCAGUAGUGGCAGUAAGGCAGUUCCUAGAGCAGAACCUCAAUUACCUGAGGCUUCCUGAAAUACUAACAAAUUUAGUCCGUUACAUAAGAGCAGCACACCCACAUACAGAGGUUUGAGUUAGGUAGAAUAUCAAGAAACCUAGACAGAAAACCAAAUCGGAUUGGAAACAAAACAACCAGUGAGAUGGUUAGAUAAAGACGCUCUUGCCGAGCCUGAAGACCUGAGUUCGAUUCCCUGAGUCUGUGUGGUGGAAGGUGAGAACUGUUUGUUGUGGCACGCGUGUGCGCAUGCACAAGAACACACUUUGAAAAGGCAUCAUAGUUUUUUUCACUGUGGGGGUUUAUGCCCGUGUGCCACAGCAUAUGGAUGGAUGUCAGACGACAACCCUUAGGGUGACUCAGUUCUCACCUUCCAUCACGUUGGUGUGGGGAAUGAAAUCCUAUCUCAAACUAAAGUGAAGGGCUGGAGUCAUUUGCUCAGCAGUGACGUGUACCCAGCGGCAGGGGACCCGAUGCGCUCUGUCGGUCUCGGAGGACACGGCGCCCAUGCGGUUGACACACGUGCCUCUUUAAGGAAAGAAAAUACCACCUAACAUGAAAAAGGGGUCUGCUUAACGUGUUGCCAAGUAAGCUCCGGGCGAUUGGGGGUGGGUCCCUUCUCUGCUUGCUCGGUCAGAUCUAGCUUACGCCCCCUGGUGGCCAGCGGCUGCUUCACCUAAGAUUCCUGGAGCCCGGAGGGAGCUCGGCCCCUGCUCAGCAUAGCUCCGGAUUGGCUCCGAGGCACGUUCGGUGCCGGCUGGGAAAUGUAGGCAGCAGGGCGGAACGAGGCUGCCUCGUCUUCUGCCUGCGCCCACACGCAAACCGGAAGUAUCGUUGACAUUUCCUCGGGGAAAUGUAGUUUCUUUUCGCCGGACGUGCAUGUUUUCUCGUACGCUCUGCGGUAAUGACAGGCACCAGACGCACGUCAUCACUCGGCCGACUCGGUUGCGCCCCUAAAAGCAUGGUGUACAGCUUCACAUGGUGGGACCCAUAGUCAUUCAGCAGCUACCCUCGGCUCGGAUGCUCCUCGUGCCGUUCUGGGCUGGAGCCCAACCUUCUGGGCCUCCUGUUAGGACAGGAGCGCGUUUACCCGCAUUUCCCAGGGUAGCACACACUAAUGACAGUUUAGCCGUGCAAGACAGAUUUCCACCCGCACGCUCCGGAGCCACGCCACGGUGCUCAGUGAGCGCGGAAACCGAGCCCUUCUUGGCCGGGAGGACGCCUGCGCUUCUGUUGGCACCACCGCGCUUCCUGCCUACGAUCCAGGGAAAUGUCACUUCCAGGGAGCAGGGCGGGAGCCCCCUGUAUAAUCCCUGCCGGUGCCGGUGUCCUUUGUAGAACGGAGCGAGAACGUGCUUCCUGCAGUCCGCCGUACACUCACUAACGGGCCGUGCGUGACCGAUUUCCCAGGGUCGCACUGAUCUGAUCGUUGGUCUGGCCUGGCCAAAUUGCUGUCCUCCCUUCGGCACUGCCCACCACUUUGCCUACGAUUCCCAGCGGCUCUCCCUAUGCCUUUCGGGAAAUGUAGUCUUUUCUCCUCACCGCUCACAUCUCGGUACCUCCGGCAGGCGCUCGCUCACAGGACUCCAUUUCCCAGCAUGCCUGCGCCGAGUCCGUCCGCGCCCCGUCGCGGAGGCCAUUUCGUUCCGCCCGGAGACCGCUAAGAUGGCGGCGGGGGAGAAAGUGAAGGUUGUCUCCUGCGACAGGCGGCCCGGCUAGAGCCGGCAACGUGGCGCCCAGCAUGGAUCUGCACACGGCGGUGUACAAUGCGGCUCACGACGGCAAGCUGCAGCUGCUGCAGAAGCUGCUGGCCGGCCGCGGGCGGGAGGAGCUGGACGAGCUGCUGGGCGAGGUGGCGGGCGGCGGCACGCCGCUGCUGAUCGCGGCGCGCCGCGGACACCUGGACGUGGUGGAAUACCUGGUGGACCACUGCGGCGCCAGCGUGGAGGCGGGCGGCUCGGUGCACUUCGACGGCGAGACGAUCGAGGGCGCGCCGCCGCUCUGGGCCGCGUCGGCGGCGGGCCACCUGGCCGUGGUGCGGAGCCUGCUGCGCCGCGGCGCCUCGGUCAACCGCACCACCCGCACCAACUCCACGCCGCUGCGCGCCGCCUGCUUCGACGGCCACCUGGACGUGGUGCGCUACCUGGUGGGCGAGCACAAGGCCGACCUGGAGGUAGCCAACCGCCACGGCCACACGUGCCUCAUGAUCUCCUGCUACAAGGGCCACCGCGAGAUCGCGCGCUACCUGCUGGAGCGCGGUGCGCAGGUGAACCGGCGCAGCGCCAAGGGCAACACGGCUCUGCACGACUGCGCCGAGUCCGGCAGCCUGGAGAUCCUGCAGCUGCUGCUGGGCUGUCACGCGCGCAUGGAGCGCGACGGCUAUGGCAUGACCCCGCUGCUGGCCGCCAGUGUCACCGGGCACACCAACAUCGUGGAGUACCUCAUCCAGGAGCAGCCCGGCCACGGGCAUCUCUCGGGGGUGGAGCUGCCCAGGGAAGGGUCCUCCCAGGGGGCAAGCAGCGGCCGCUCCACCCCUGAGGAAGCAGAGCCUUAUGAGAGCUGCUGCCCCACCAGCCGUGAAGCGGCCGUGGAGGCUUUGGAGCUGCUGGGAGCCACCUACGUGGAUAAGAAAAGGGAUCUGCUCGGAGCCCUGAAGCACUGGAGAAGGGCGAUGGAGCUCCGCCACCAGGGUGGGGACUACCUCCCCAAGCCCGAGCCCCAACAGCUGGUUCUGGCCUACGACUAUUCUAGGGAGGUGACCACGCCCCAAGAGCUGGAGGCCCUCAUCACAGAUCCUGAUGAGAUGCGGAUGCAGGCCCUGCUGAUACGGGAGAGGAUCCUGGGCCCCUCGCACCCUGACACUUCCUACUACAUAAGGUACCGGGGUGCUGUCUACGCAGACUCUGGAAAUUUCGAGCGCUGUAUCCGUCUUUGGAAGUAUGCCUUGGAUAUGCAGCAGAGCAACCUGGAGCCGCUGAGCCCCAUGACGGCCAGCAGCUUCCUGUCAUUUGCGGAGCUCUUCUCCUAUGUGCUGCAGGACCGCUCCGCCAAGGGCAACCUGGGCAUGCAGCUUGGUUUCCCCGACCUCAUGGGUGUGCUCAGCAAAGGGGUGCGGGAAGUGGAGCGGGCCCUGCAGCUGCCCAAGGAGCCGGGGGACUCGGCGCAGUUCACCAAAGCCAUCGCCAUCAUCCUCCAUCUGCUGUACCUGCUGGAGAAGGUGGAGUGUACCCCUAGCCAGGAACACCUCAAGCACCAGACAGUCUACCGCCUGCUCAAGUGUGCCCCGCGCGGCAAGAACGGCUUCACCCCACUGCACAUGGCAGUGGACAAGGAGACCACCAACGUGGGCCGCUACCGCGUGGGCGUCUUCCCCUGCCUGCAUGUGGUCAGGGUGCUGCUGGACUGCGGGGCUGACCCCGACAGCCGGGACUUCGACAACAACACUCCGCUGCACAUUGCUGCUCAAAACAACUGCCCAGCCAUCAUGGACGCACUCAUCGAGGCCGGGGCCCACAUGGAUGCCACCAACGCCUUCAAGAAGACUGCCUAUGAGCUGCUGGACGCCAAGCUGCUGGCCAAGAGCACCGUGCAGCCCUUCAACUAUGUAACACUGCAGUGCCUGGCCGCCCGUGCCCUGGACAGGAACAAGGUCCCUUAUAAGGGCUUCAUCCCAGAGGAGCUGGAGGCCUUCAUCCAGCUGCACUGAGCCUGACCCGGCCCCCGCCUGCACUUUGGCCUUCUCCGAGCAGAAGCAUCCUGUCCCCUUGGCCUACUGGCAGUGGAGUGAGCCCGACUGUUGGUUCUAGAAACCUUCAGGGUCACGUGGUAGGAAGAUGGUCUUUCUCCGUGGCAAAGCUGAAGGGUACCGGGGCCUCCUCAGUGGCAUCUGUCUGGGUCUGGAGACCUCUGCCCUGUCACCUGGUCUCCAGCUAGCUUGUCCUGGAGUCCUGUGUACCCAACACUGUCAAGAUGGAGUCAGAAGUCACUGGCGCCUUCCUGCAGUGGGGCACCUGCCACCUAGAUGUUUGUUGUUGGUUUGUUGUUUACUAAGCAAGUGGGCGACAGCUUGGAGCCCACGUUCUGAGGUUUUUGCUCGGUCUUUUUUUCCUUGGUUUCUGUUUGUUGGACUCAAUGACUUAGUUUGAAGUUGCUGCCAGGACUUUGGUGUGGCCACAGCUGAAACCAGCAUGAGCUGUGAGUGCAGACCUGUGACAGGCUUGCUGCGAAGCCUCCCUGCUUCCACACUGCUUAGAGAGAGGACUGUCCCCAAGAAGAGCUAGAGCAAGUGACAGGAACAGCCAGGCCGACGACUGCCUCCAGCCCCAUCCUGUGGGAUGGCUGGCAGGUGCUCUGGUCACCAGGUCACAUCCGUGCCACACUUGUCCUGUCUCACCUGACCCCAGGUCUUCGUGAAGAGUACAUAGUAUCCCCACUAACUGCCAGGAGUGGGAAGGUGGGGAGCUGCCCAGGGCUGCGAUAGGCCACCCGGGCCCUGAGUGCAGCCAUAGGGGUGUACACCGCCUGACCAGCACCAGCCUGGGGCUCCACCAGCUCUUGUCCCUGUCCUUUACCAUGAGUGGGAUUAAACCUGCAUCACCUCAAGGCAGGAGGUGCACAUCCCUGGCUUGUGGGAACCAGCUGCAAGGGGAGAAAGUCUAGUGUAGAGAGGUCAGUCCCUCCUUUGGCCGUGGAAGCCGUCCCACGAGGACAUUGGUGUGUGAUUGCAGUGUUAGGUAGCUUGUUCUCUGUAUAAAACAAGCCUUAGGCCUUACUGGGCAGAGCCGCACUGCCCUGCCAUCCGAAGCUCAGGGCAAACAUGAACCCCUGUGAGUCUUGGCACUUAUAUUUAUUGAUUAAAAUACAGGUAUGUGAAGGAAUCUGCCUAGCGGUUAAUUGAUGUGGGCAGGUCGCGGGCGGGGAGCCAGGUGAGUGCCUGUCAAGAAUGCCUGUACACAGACCCGCCAUCUGAGCACGGCUGAGGCUGAGGCAGGAGGAUCACAAGGUGGAGGCCGUCCUAGAGGACAAAGUGAGUCCAAGCACAGCUUGAGGUGACAUUAAGUCAAGACCCCCAUCCUCUUAAAACCGUCUCCUGUGAGGUACGGGCCCUACCGAAGUGCUCAAAUGUGCCCCUGCGUCACGGUAGCUGCCUUCUGAAGGAGCUGUUUCCACUCAGGUGCCUGUGAGCUAGUCCAGAGAGGUUAAGAUCACCAGCCGAGGACCUAGGGACACGUAGCACAUGACCAGAGGGUAGACUUGAACUCUCUCUCAGCAGUUGACGUACCCAGACCCAUUCCUCUGCCUCAGCCCCCUGAGCAUCUGGCUCUGGGCCUGGCUCUGCUGGACAUCCCUGGGAGGGUUGAUCCAGCAGCUCCCAAGGGGUUCUCCUUAGUGGGAACAAUAGAAUCAAAGAUUUCCUGCCAAAUCCCUACAGGGUCCGCCUGUCCUUCACUAUAUGGUGUCUGUGAUUGGACAAGCCUGUGUACCCCAGCCAAUCACAAUAGCCUGUGAGUUAGCUGCGGUGAUUGGUUAUGAGGUAGCCUAGAGAACUGCGGUUAUAAGGUUGGAGUUCUGGGGAGGAAUUAAAGACUAAAGCAGGGUUUGGUGCCUUUGGGAGGCAGAGGCGGCUGGAUCUCUGUGUGCAGGGCCAUCCUGGUCUACAGCAGGGCUACUAGAGAGACUGCCCUCCAAAACAAAGAGUC